ACGCUCUCAACCAUGGCCAGCCAGAUUUGAAAUACCAACAUUUUCCUUUGAUGUAGAGCAACACUUGCAGGCUGGAAACCAAGCAUUCCUGAAGGAUGGUUCCCUCCUCAACAAUCCAAGUUUGAUAAGCAGCAUACUGGAGAAGCUUGCAGAGGUGGUGUUUGGUUACACGGCAUACCCAACAGGGAUUCAAAUUUUGACAGUGGUCGAAGCCUUAAUCGAAAAGUUCCCAUGUCUCAGGGAACCAGGUUCUUUUAAUGGCCUUUAUGGGUGGCAGCAGAGGAUGAAAUGGAAAAUGGGGAAUUACCGUGCAAAAUUGAGAGGCCGUCAACUUGCCUGUCCAGAGCUAGAAGUGAACUCGCUGAAAAGACAGAGGUCAAAUGAGAGUGGUUCAAAGAAAGGCAUCAAAAAGCCCAAGAAAGCAGAAGUAAACUACCUGCCUCCACUGCCAGUUGGGGAUACAGAAGCCACUUUAGAGAAGGAGAGGGUAGAUAUGCUGGAAGAACUUAAGAAGAAAAACAAUGAGAGGAUAAUAUCAGAGAAAAUGGAAAGAACUUUCUCCAUCCGAAGACAGGAAGUUGUAAAGCAGUGCCCCACUAUUCAAGAUUUCAGGGAGAGAUGGCCUGCUCUUUUCUCCGAAACUCAGAUCAAGGAGGAAUUCAAAAGAAUCACAACGGUUCCCUUGGAAAGAACUUUUCUCACGAAGCUGGACUUCUACACUCCAAAAAUGCAGGAAAUAUUCAGCAAAAAAGGCGGAGUAGCUGGGACCAAAAUACGACCGCUUCUGGAUUCCUUAAACCAGCGACACAUUGAAGCAAGACGGGAGGCCAUUAUCCGCGCCCUGAUGGAAUUCCUGGGGGAGUCUUCAGGGGAACUCAUCAAGGACUACAAGGAUAUCAGCAGAGAGGCGGCUCAAGAGGACCAGGCUGAGCAAGUCCUGAGGAUCUGUGUCUUCCACACAUGCGAAGAAGAUGGAGGUGUAUCCAACGCAGAGGUGUCGAUUGUCGUUGAGGGGACUGAGGUACUUCACAACUGUGGAAGUGUUUCCAAGGCCUGUCUUCUGCUGAUGGGCAUCAUUUAUGCCAUGAACUUGAGUUACCCACCAAAAAUUAAGUACACUUUUGAAGUGUUUCAAAAGCUUCUUCUAGAGCUUGAUGUCAUUAAGCUGUCUCCGAAAAUCCUGUCUCUGCGAAACAAACUUACAACUUGAGUCCACAUGUUUGGCCCAAAAGUUGACCCUUCAAAGAGGGUUCUAAAAGAAAAAAAAAGGCUCACAGUUGUUUAUGUGGUUAUUUGUCUGUGUUCUUCUUUUUCUUCUGUUUUAAAGGUGUUAUUUGUAUUUCAACUUGUUCCACUGUAACAAAGUUAAACCACAGGUUCUAAACUGAUUGUAGAACCAUUUUAAUGGGUCACGCAUGUGAGUGUGGACUUGAAAAGAAAGAGGAAAUAUGGCACUAGUGUCAAGAUGCUCUACACUGAGGUUCUAUACAUGUUUCAUUAUCUUA
Messenger RNA from Melanotaenia boesemani (Boeseman's rainbowfish), 1505 nucleotides. RefSeq lists its product as uncharacterized. The record is from RefSeq and is a predicted model, not a curated record. The transcript is spliced from 4 exons. The coding region runs from base 284 to 1210 and encodes 308 amino acids. Lineage: Eukaryota; Metazoa; Chordata; Actinopteri; Atheriniformes; Melanotaeniidae.